AUGCCAUCUACGCACAAAAAGGAAAAGCCGUGGGACACAGGCGACAUUGACAAGUGGAAGGUGGAAGCGUUCACGCCAAAGGACAACGUCGGUGGCACGUUCGCCGAGGAGUCGUCGUUUGCGACCCUGUUCCCCAAGUACCGCGAGGUGUACCUGAAGGAGGCGUGGCCGCUGGUGACCAAGUCGCUGGAGAAGCACGGCAUCGCCUGCACGCUCGACCUGGUGGAGGGCAGCAUGACGGUCAAGACCACGCGCAAGACGUUCGACCCGGCAGCGAUCCUGAACGCGCGCGACCUGAUCAAGCUGCUGGCACGCAGCGUGCCGGCCCCGCAGGCCGUCAAGAUCCUGGACGACGGCGUGGCGUGCGACAUCAUCAAGAUCCGCAACCUGGUCAACAGCAAGGAGCGCUUCGUCAAGCGCCGACAGCGCAUCCUGGGCCCCAACGGCUCGACCCUCAAGGCCCUCGAGCUCCUGACCCAGACCUACAUCCUCGUCCACGGCAACACCGUCUCGGCCAUGGGGCCCUACAAGGGCCUCAAGGAGAUACGCCGCAUCGUCGAGGACUGCAUGGCAAACAUCCACCCCAUCUACCACGUCAAGAAGCUCAUGAUCAAGCGGGAGCUCGCAAAGGACCCCGACCUCGCCAACGAGAGCUGGGAUCGCUUCCUCCCCGACUUCGGCAGGAAGACGCUCAGCCACCGCCGCAAGCCCCUCAAUGUCACGGACAAGUCCAAGAAGGUCUACACCCCCUUCCCCCCCGCCCCCGAGAAGAGCAAGCUCGACAUCGAGAUCGAGACCAGCCAGCACUUCCUCUCCAAGGGCGCAAAGGACAGGGCCGCCCAGAACGAGCGCAUGGAGAAGCAAAAGGUCAAGAAGGCCGACAAGGACAAGGAGCGCCAGGCAGAGUUUGUGCCCCCCGAGGAGGCUGGCGACAGGCCGUCCAAGAAGCGCAAGAAGUCGUCUGCCUAG
Geosmithia morbida is the source of this 969-nucleotide messenger RNA. Its product is annotated as ribosomal RNA assembly protein. The transcript has a single exon. Gene Ontology annotation, molecular function: RNA binding. The record is from RefSeq and is a predicted model, not a curated record. NCBI's taxonomy places the organism in Eukaryota, Fungi, Ascomycota, Sordariomycetes, Hypocreales, Bionectriaceae. Bases 1 to 969 code for a protein of 322 amino acids. Gene Ontology annotation, cellular component: small-subunit processome; nucleolus.